Messenger RNA from Kwoniella mangroviensis CBS 8507, 1101 nucleotides. RefSeq lists its product as uncharacterized. The transcript has 3 exons. Bases 1 to 1101 code for a protein of 366 amino acids. The record is from RefSeq and is a predicted model, not a curated record. NCBI's taxonomy places the organism in Eukaryota, Fungi, Basidiomycota, Tremellomycetes, Tremellales, Cryptococcaceae.
AUGCCAGGUAGAUAUCUCCUCCGAUGCGCACAAUCUACCUUUUAUCUCGUACACCAUUCCAACGAGAGUUCCAAGCUCAAAGACAAAUUGGAGCCUUCACACCCUACCAGAUCGUUAUCGGACAGUUGUCUUGGCAGUACGCCCAAAAUAGAAUGUACGACCGGACCUACAGUCCUGCGAAGCGUGAUCAACCCCAAUUGGAAACCCAAGAAAGAACGCAACGUGAACCAUCUAAGAUGUACUACACUCUCCGAGAGGCGGAGGUUGGUGGAAGUUGAAGAAGAAAUUCAUGAGGAUACGGAAAUUCCAUUUGAACUCGAUGAGAAUUUACCUACAAGUCCAUCAUUCGCUUCACCGGCUCACUCACUAUUGACCACACCGACAUUCCCUAAUUCACCUACCAUCAGCGAUCCCUUUGACUUUGGAAGUUACGGCUCGGGAUGCGAGCAUGAAGAAUGUAUCGAUCCUUCUUUAUGUUCCAUGUCUUACGGAUCUUCAUUCAAUCUUAACCAUGCUUCAAGCUCGCGUUCAUUCAUGAAUAAAGUCCAAUUCGCGAAUUCGCCGAUAUACCAAUACCAAGAGGAAGAACAAUGUAGCUGGGCAUCAUCACCUAUCUUACCUUCUAAACUCGCUUACGGACGAAAAGGAAGUAACGAUUCGACCUGUUCUCAGAAUACCGACUCGACAUCCAAUUCAGACUUGGUUAGCGAUACGAACGCCGAGGACGAGCGUCCGCAAGAUGAUUUAUCGAAUAUCUUAAGUGGUUGUGGAAGUUUGAUCGAUGAUGCUUCUGAUUCAUUCUUACAACCUACAUCAUCAUUAUCAUCACCUUCGUUGUCACAUCAGAGACAGUACUCUUCAUGUUUAUUCUUACAUGAUCGAGCCAAACAAAUGAAGAUCAAUCAAUCUUAUUCCCUAUCAUCAAGUACGACAUCACCUAUUCAUUCGCCAAGGUCGGAUGAGAAUACAAUAAAGAGUGUGGGGUUCAAACCUUCACCACCUCAACAGGUUCAAAGAUUACUUGAACAAUCUCGACUAUCCUUAAGCACUAGUAGUAGUAAAAGUCAGAGGAGGUUGAGCAUGAUAAGAGAAUCGGAGUAG